Messenger RNA from Blepharisma stoltei, 1482 nucleotides. NCBI's taxonomy places the organism in Eukaryota, Ciliophora, Heterotrichea, Heterotrichida, Blepharismidae. The record is from the annotation of a GenBank genome assembly.
AUGGAAGGACAACAAGGUGUAAUUGGAAUAAGAAGAGAAACAAAAACAUACUGGGAAAGAAGAGUUGCCAUAACUCCUCAGGAUGUCAAACGUCUUAUAAACGAAGGAAUCAGAGUCCUUGUCCAGCCUUCAACAAACAGAUGCUUUUCAGAUAUUGAGUUUGCAGAAGCAGGAGCAGAGCUCACAGAAGAUUUAACCCCAGCAAAGCUGAUUAUCGGUGUCAAAGAAAUUCCCACCGAUGAGCUGAUCCCAAAUCGCACCUAUAUGCUUUUCUCACAUACCUUAAAAGGCCAGCCUUACAAUAUGCCACUCCUUGAUGCAUUUCUUGAAAAGCAAAUUCGCCUGAUUGACUAUGAGUGCAUAAAGUCUUUAGAGCCUCCACACAACAGACUUGUUGCAUUUGGCACCUUUGCGGGAUCAGCUGGGAUGGUCGAUUUUUUGCAAGGCUUGGGGAAGUAUUUGCUCAUGAAGCACAUCUCAACUCCAUUUUUACUUCAAGGGUUCGCAUAUAUGUACAGAAGUUUGGCAGAUAUUUAUGAAAGUAUAGAGCACAUUGGAGAAAUUAUUUCCCACGAUGGCUUCCACCCUUCUGUUGUUCCGAUGAUUUUCGGAGUAACUGGGAAUGGCAGAUGCGCAAGUGGGGCUUUGAAUAUUCUCACUAAGCUUCCUCAUGAGUUUAUAGAGCCAGAACAAUUAGAAAAUUUUACACCAAAUGAACAAUCGAGGUUUAAAAUUUACAUUGUGCGUUUCCCUAUUAGGUAUAUUUAUAGAAGGUUCUCUGACGAUGGAUUUGACAGAGCAGAGUAUCAAGAAAACCCUGAGAUGUAUAAAAGUGUGUUUAAAAAAUAUGCUGCCAAACUAUCAUGCCUAGUCCAUGCGAUCUAUUGGGACUCAAAAUAUCCAAAGAUGCUCACAGUUGAUGAUAUAAAAACUUUAAAUGGAAGACUGUUAGGGAUUUGUGAUAUUUCAUGUGACAUCAAAGGAGGAAUCCAAAUUUGCCGCAAAUUUACAUCGCCUGAAGAGCCGUUUUACCUGUACUCCUCUGAAGAUGAUAGAAUUCACUAUUUAAGCUCGCUUCACAUAAAUAACUCAAUUCUUUACCACAGCAUGGACUUUCUUUCCUCUGAGCUUCCUAGGGAUGCUUCUGAGCACUUUUCAAAACUCUUAUUCGAUUAUAUCGAAGAAUUAGCAUGGGAUGACGCCAAUAAAAGCUUCGAAGAGAUCAAUUUAAACCCAGAAAUAAAAAACGCAAUAAUGACAUGCCAUGGCCAGCUUACUCCUGGGUUCCGUUAUAUUACUGAUAUUAGAAGAAACGUGGUAACUCCUGUAAGAAGAAAUGAUACGAUAGAUAAGAUUGCUGAUGUUGUCAGAGAAAACCCACAUUUGGCUUCUGAUUUAGAAAAUACAAUGAAUAAGCAAGCUUUAACUAAAGAAUCAGAAAGAGCAGUAAUCACUAUUAGAGAAAUAAUAAAAAGGAAAUAA